AAAAAAAAAAAAAAAAGCCCCAGAAAAAAAAAAAAAAGGGGGAAGAGCAGGAGGAGGGGGAGGGAAAAAAAAAAAAAAAAGAUCCUAGAAAUCCAAAAAGGCUCAUCUGGGAAGGAGAGAGAGGAGAGCGAGAGGAAGCGGGAUGCAACUCAACCUGACGCUGAUCUGCUUCGUCUUCGGGGGGUUCCUGCCCGACGCCGCGGCCCGGCGGGAGCAGAUGGACACGGGGCAGUGCGACCUGCCCCGCUCGCAAGGCGAGCUCAACUCCUUCCUCUGGACCAUCCGCCGCGACCCCCCCGCCUAUCUCUUCGGCACCAUCCACGUGCCCUACACGCGCGUGUGGGACUUCAUCCCCAACAACUCCAAGGCCGCCUUCCACGCCAGCUCCAGCGUCUACUUCGAGCUGGACCUCACGGACCCCUACACCAUCUCGGGGCUGGCCAGCUGCCAGAUGCUGCCCCACGGGGAGAACCUGCAGGACGUGCUGCCCCGCGAGCUCUACCGCCGCCUCAAGCGCCACCUGGACUACAUCAAGCUGAUGCUGCCCCACUGGAUGACCCCGGACCAGCGCGGCAAAGGGCUCUACGCUGACUACCUCUUCAACGCCAUCGCCGGCAACUGGGAGCGCAAGAGGCCCGUUUGGGUGAUGCUCAUGGUGAACUCCCUGACGGAGACGGACAUCCGCUCCAGAGGGGUGCCGGUGCUCGAUCUCUACCUCGCCCAGGAGGCCGAGAGGAUGAAGAAGACGACGGGCGCGGUGGAAAGGGUGGAGGAGCAGUGUCACCCACUGAACGGGCUCAACUUCUCCCAGGUGCUGUUUGCUCUAAACCAAACUCUGCUCCAACAUGAAAGUCUCCGAGCGGGCAGUUUGCAGGCUCCAUAUACCACUGAAGAUCUCAUCAAGCAUUAUAACUGUGGAGACCUGAACGCUGUCAUAUUCAACCAUGACACUUCUCAGGUCCCUAACUUCAUCAACACAACGCUCCCACCCCACGAGCAGGUGACGGCUCAGGAGAUAGACAGCUACUUCAGACAGGAGCUCAUCUAUAAGAGGAAUGAGAGGAUGGGGAAAAGAGUGAUGGCGCUUUUAAGGGAGAACGCAGACAAGAGCUUCUUCUUUGCCUUUGGAGCAGGUCACUUCCUGGGUAACAACACUGUGAUUGAUGUACUGAGACAAGCAGGAUUUGAAGUGGAGCACACCCCUCCCGGACAACCACUUGGAAACUCAAGGAUGACAAAGACAAGCCCAGCCUUGGAAGGGUCCUCAGCAACAGCCCUGCCCGCUGUCCAGCUUUCUGAGCAGGUCCCACUGACAUCUCCUUCCCUGAAGCCCCUGCAGAUGGACGAAGAUGACAGCCUGUCUCCUCACCUCCUGUUGCCAGACAGCAUCAGCCAGCUGGAAGAGUUUGGCAGGCAGAAGAAAUGGCACAAGAAGCAGCAUAAACACCAUCGCCAGAGACAGUUCAAUGACCUCUGGGUUCGGAUAGAAGACAGCACCACCACGUUGCCUUCCUAUAUCAGGAUAACCAAUGGCUACAUCACAGUCAAACCUCCCAUUUGGAUUUCAAACCAGCUGGAUCAGAGACCGCGUUCAGAUCGCCCGUCCCAGCCUCAGCCCACAAGCUCAGCUACAACCAGCCUUUCAUGGCCAUCAAUAACUUCUCCUCUCUGCGUGGCCAUAGCUUCUUUUCUCCUGAAUCUACUGCAGCCUUCCUGACCACAUUAGUAUUACGUGCAAUCCCUUGGAAUAGAGAAGAGAGAUAAUUUAUGAAUGAAGUGGAGGUUAAGACAACAUUACAAGCUGGACCUUCUCAGUUGACUCAGUAGUGCCUUCUAGCUGAUUUUGUCUCUUUGCCCAGAUACAUUUUGAAACUCUAAAGCUUUAUUGUAACACUGACUUACAUCUUCUUUUUGUAGAAGGAUCUUUAUUUCCCAUAGUGCUAUGGGGUUUUGUAAAAUAUACAUGUUCAUAUAAAGAAGAAAAAAAAAAGAAAAAGAAAAAAUGUAUUUAUUCGACUGGUAAACUUAUUUUUCUUGUUGUAUAUGUUAAUAACAUCCUUAUUAAUCAGUAGCGAUGGUGAAACAGAUAAAUUAAUAUUUUCUAUAUUUGUUUUCUAACUGACAACUCUGCAAAUGUCUGAACUGACACCAGAUGAACACCACCUUUGUUUCUUUAACCAUUACUUUUUACAGCAACUGUCCAAUAAGUACAUUUCUGCUGAACUAUAUUUUACUUUUUUCUAUCUCGUUAUCAUAGCUUACACUGAUUAAAGCAGAUCCUGCUCUCUGUGGCCUAUGCCCAUUAGAAAAAUAGGUGCAUUCUUAACUCAUUCGCUGCUACAACCUAAAACACCAGUUAUUUUUAUAUGACUUAGUACAUCAUUAGUCACGAUAACCCUCUAAGUUCCCCUGUUGUCUUUAACUAAACUAUUUAACUUCUUUGGAAAUUACCGGUUUCCCUCUUUGCCCUGGGAUUAAUUCAUUUGCUAACAGAAAUUAAGACAGCUCUUUCUUAAUAAAAAGUUGCUUUUAAAGUCCGCAAUAAUCCCACUGAAAUUAUUUUCUUGUCUCCCUCAUUUUAUAUAAACACAAGCUUACAACCUUUCCCAGUGUAAACAAGAACGGAACUUGGUCUGUCUAUAGGGUAUAAAGGUGUCGUAUCCUGUUAAUCUAUAGAACUUGUACCAGUUGUAUUAAUGCAGAUGGACAACCUAGAGGGCAAUAAACUUCUACAAAUUCCUCUUCAUCUUGCUAUUAUGACGCUCAGAGCCAAUAUCUCCGUGCUGAGUUAUGACUUGUCCAAAACCUGUUCAAGACCCCUAUGUCAAACGGAACAUUCCUCCACCUGUAGACAGUGGUACCUCUGUUGAAUUAGAUGGGAAAAUUGUGACACCUUCCGCUCACUGAAAAAUCUGCUCCCUAUCCCAGCAGUUACUUUUCAUGAAUGCAGUGAACAACAUGUAUGGGAAAAAGAAACAUGUCCAUCUUAAAAACUAUGAUGUGUAAUAAGGCAUGUUGAUUUCCGCCCCUCCCCCCAACAAAACAUGAUGAAAAAUCCAUUCAGAUACAAACAUUUCAACCAGAAAAUUAAUUUUGAUUGAAAUAGUAUUUUUCUUUCUCAGUCAUCUACAAACCAAAAAUAAAAAAGUAUGCGAUGAAAACAGUUAAAAAGACUUGAAAAACAUGAAAAUACAAUGGAAACUUUGCUUUAAAAAAAAAGCAGUGCUUUUUCACCUUGGAAAAAAUACCAGAAGAUAGUGAUGAUGAUUAUAGUAAUAAUACUGAUAAAAGCCUGACUGAAAACAGUCACGCUGGUUUCCCACCAGCCCUACAGCCUGGUCUCCAGGACUGCAGAUGAUUCCAUGUAAUCUUCAAGUCUCAGCAGUGAGAGGGACUUCAGGAUUCACCGUUUGGUUGUCAUCAUACCAGUUAAUUUAGGAAAGUAGGUUAGAAAAUAAUUAGACUGCAGAAGGUGCAUGGUUUUAUUUGAAACCGUGGUGAAAUACUGAACUUUUCCAUCAUGCAUCCCAACCCGUUGCUUUGCAAGGGCCAGGGAGAAGCCGGGUAACUUCUUUUUUACUUACUGCACACCAUGACCUCCAGCCUUUGCUCUGUUUUUGACAGAAGGUUCUGUAGGCUGGCAGUCAUUUUAAGUGGGUACAGCACACAGUGCUAUACGCUACCCCUAUUUUUUUCAAGCACAACAGUUGAUAAGGCUGAAUGGAGAACUUUAAGCUUUGUCCCAAAUGUGGGCUUCAAGCACACCCUGUGCAUACUUUUAUAUUGUGUAUUUUGGCUAGCAGAAGAUUAGAGAUGUUGGUUUUGGAUGGAAGCCAUUCACCUUGCAUAGUAUUUAUUGCACAGGGCUGAAUAUUGGAAACAUAUUUUGAGAAGUUUCAUUUUGGUUUUAUUUGAGCUAUUAUUCUAGAAAUGCCUUCAUUUGAAUAUAAUGGCUUAACAGACCUUCAAAUUAAACCGUAACGCAUUUAAAAAGAUGAUUGGUUCUCCUGGUGCAUGCAAGACAGAGAUCAGAACUGAACUAUAAUGUCUUAUUCACAAAAAUGGAACUGGAAGUAAGGCAGGCAAAUCUUAAGGGUGAUGAUAAGUUACAUAGUAAAAGUGAACAGCCAACGAACCAAAAGCCAUUGAGCUUUAUUUGUUGUAAUCUGAUCAAAUCCAGAAAGGAUUCUGUGGUACCAUCCCAGAAGUAAAUCCAGGUGUUGGAAAACUUACAGUAUAAAUAGACAAGACCACAUAAAGAUAAGGGAGAGAAAAAAGAGCAGAAAACAGAAACGGCUUGUCCAAGACCAUAAGGAAAACCACCAACAGGACCAAGACUAGAAAUUACGGUUCUAUAUUUUCCCAAUCUGUGGCUUUCUCCGUAAGCCUCUGGGGCUUUUUUUAAUACUAGGAGCACACAGCUAUCAUCAUACUGCACAGAAUAGUCAUUCCGUUCGUCACCGAUGAGGCUUUUUGCUGAGUAACUCCUCCACUAGACAGUAAUAUUCAGUAUUCAUUAGCUCAGGUAUCAUGGUAUGUUUGGAUAUCACAGUAUGUAAGUAGUUUGGAUAUCAAAGUAUAUUCUAACUUGUUUGCAUUUCCUGGCAUUUUGUCCAUAAUUCUGUGAAAUGAAUGAAUGUUCCUGGAGCUCACCAACUUUGCCUUGUGGUGGUGCCCCGUGUUUGUCACACUGCAGCACAGGUGUCAAAGCAAGGUGUGUCCUGGCUUUGGGGCCACACACCUGACUGCUGCCACCUAAAAGCAUCUAGUUUACUCGGUCAUCUAAGCUUUCUCUGGUUAAGGGAGAAGACAUGAGUUUUACAAUAAAUAUAAGAUUAGGUAGCUUCCUAUAGAUCCUAGCUCAGGAACCCCACACAAAUGGGUUCAGCACAGUUUUCCAACCAACCAUUUAUUUUUUUUCUGUUCUCUUACCCUAAAGUAUGACUUAGGGUAACCUUUUUCAACACAUGGCACUUAAGCAUAGCAAUACUGGAAGAAGGAGACCCUCACUGUGAUUAAUAGAAUGGAUAAUUUAUUAAUCAACUACAGCAGCCCAGUAUUAAUUGAAAUACGCUAAUACUGGCUAGCACAGCUCUAUGCACAUCCAUUGCAAUGGAUCCUGAUUACAUCCACCAUGAGUUUAAGAAGCGUGCAUCAGAUCUGACACGCUCUUGAAGUAACCUGACUACCAGCUUCAUGGGGCUUCCGUUUGCUCUGUGGGUUCCUCGCAAAAACUAGGAACGAACUGUUUCCUUUCCUCCAAAGGAAAGCUCAAAUUCCCACUUAAUCACGAGAUUCCAGGAGCAGGAGUUUGAACAAAAAUACCCAUGCCUACUAUAUAUGAUAGCAAACAGCAGUGAUACUGUUUACCUCUGAGAAACACCGCCAAGAGAGCCACUCAAUGUCUAGCAGUCAAGGGCGUGAUUUUGGAUGAGUCUAAAGCAAAAUGUUCGUACGAUUCGUCUUUUCAGCUGGGCUACAACCAACACCAAUACAACUCACAUUAUAUGUAACUGUAACAUUAUAAAUGAAUGCUAAUUAUCUGCCAGGCUCUUGCCCUGGUGGAGUACAUAUCCCAGCCCACCAGCAACAGAUCUAACUUCCACUCUUUCAUUUUUUUAAUGCUUUUUUGCUUGUUUAACUAUGGAUGAUGCUAUAUUAAUAUGCACUGCCACUUGGAGAACCAGUUAGUAAGUUGGGACAGAAGGUAUUCUAUAUUUCAUGACUGAUGUAGUUUCUCUGCAAUUCCUCGAGCUGUUGAAUAAUGCAAUACCUCAUCUGGCAACAAAUGAUGAACAUGAUUUAUGAUAACUAUGCUUUAUACAGGUGUCAGAAUCUGCUUUGGUGAACUUCCCUUCCCAUUCCUCCAAGCUCCACUGUAAUUUAGGAACACCCAAGGUACAGAGUUGUAUAUUUAUCUAAGUUCUUCAAUAUACAAUUGUGGAGAGUGAGAGAAAUGCAAACCAGGAGAACUUAAUCUAUAUUUAGUGCAUUGAUGAGUUGAACGAUAUGACCCAGUCAUUGCCAUAUACCACAGGGAGGAAUUUCUCACCACGCAUAUAUGUUAGAGAAACCAAAGCACCAAAGUUAUUAUCUCAGUGUAAAUGUUAUCAUUCCUAACUUUGCUUAGUACCGUAUUUCUAUAUUAUAUCCAAAAAAAGUAUAUGGGCUUGUCAUAUCUCUGAAGCGAUCAAUGUUCCAUAGAGUGUGCUCAAGUUCAGAUUCAAUUUGAGCAUGUUUCAGCGUAACUGAAGCAGAAAGAUAAUUACCUAAUUUUGAGAUUGGGGUGGGGGUGGGGUGGGGGUGUGUGCACGUGCACAGGUGUGCAUGUAUAUGUGCACGUGUGCGUGUGUUUUGUCCCAGCCCAGAUGCGACCUUUCCUGUGACUGGCUUUUCAGGAGGCACCUUAAUCUCGCUAAAGGCAGAGAGGUUUUUCCAAUAAGUAGUCAAUACUUGUCUUCCACAGGCAUGGUCCUGCAGGUUCAUGCUCACACGGAAUUUUCAAUUGCACGUUUGUCAGUUUUCAAUUCAAAUGUAUUUCAAAUAUUUUUUCCUGUUCCGCCUCCUGCUUUCAUGAACUGAUUUGAAGAGUGUAAUAAAAAGAUACUUUCUAAUAUUAUUUUGUCAAAAUAUUUUUGUAGCAUAAUAUAUU
Messenger RNA from Falco peregrinus (peregrine falcon), 6652 nucleotides. It is a transcript of the gene TRABD2B, whose product is annotated as TraB domain containing 2B. Gene Ontology annotation, cellular component: organelle membrane. NCBI's taxonomy places the organism in Eukaryota, Metazoa, Chordata, Aves, Falconiformes, Falconidae. Gene Ontology annotation, biological process: negative regulation of Wnt signaling pathway. The record is from RefSeq and is a predicted model, not a curated record. Gene Ontology annotation, molecular function: Wnt-protein binding; metalloendopeptidase activity.